AGGGUUGAGCCUUCUAAGCUAUCGAUAAUUCAGGGAUGGCAAAAUCGUAAAAAGAAGACGCCUACAAAUUGUUAUUUUUUAUCUGAAAAAACCAUAACAUUAACAAUUUUAUUCAAAGCCGGAUAAUUAUAACUUACUACUAACCACUAGUAUGCCGGCCUACCACUCGCAGAUCAAAGAAGUGCGCCAGCAGGUGGGCAACUUGGCCAUCUUGCCGCUGCGGACACAGGUGCGCGGACCAGCGCCCAGUGCAAAUGUGGAGAACGACAUCAUCGAUGAGUCACUGUACUACUUCAAAGCGAAUGUCUUCUUUCGCACAUAUGAAAUCAAGUCCGAUGUAGAUCGUGUCCUUAUUUAUGUGACGCUCUACAUAACCGAGUGCCUAAAGAAGCUAAACCGCUCCACAAGCAAGGCUCAGGGACAGCAGGACAUGUACAGCCUGGCCAUCUCCAAGUUCGACAUUCCUGGCGAUGCCGGUUUUCCCUUGAACGCCGUCUAUGCCAAGCCGCAGAGCGUUCAGGAUGCGGACCUAAUGCGCCAGUACCUCCUACAGCUGCGCCACGAAACCGGCAACAGGGUGUUGGAAAAGGUCUUCAGCACCGAGGAUGGCAAGCCCAACAAAUGGUGGACCUGUUUCGCCAAGAAGAAAUUUAUGGAGAAGAGCCUGGCUGGGCCUGGACAAUAAAAAGCAUUAUCCAAAAUUGGCCAAAUAAAAUUAAUGUUUUUUAUCUUUGACCGGCGAAAACCCUUUGCAAUUUUUUUAAGUGUCACUGCCAAAUUGUCACUUUAAAUUAUUUAAAUCCCUAAGCUUUUUCGUUAAAAAAAAUAGUAAAGUUAUCUAAGGAAUACGGGCUUUUUUCCCAAUAACUAGAAGUUAAAGACAAAACUCGUUAAUAAUAACAAAAAAAAAGGAAAUAUGCUAAAUCCGAGGUAUACUCAUCAUAAUCAAAAUAGAAAAA
Molecule: messenger RNA, 959 nt
Organism: Drosophila gunungcola (fruit fly)
Lineage: Eukaryota; Metazoa; Arthropoda; Insecta; Diptera; Drosophilidae
Gene: Arpc3A
Product: actin-related protein 2/3 complex subunit 3
Exons: 3
Coding region: 152-685 (177 amino acids)
Biological process (GO): regulation of actin filament polymerization; Arp2/3 complex-mediated actin nucleation
Cellular component (GO): cytoskeleton; Arp2/3 protein complex
Molecular function (GO): actin filament binding
Source: RefSeq, a predicted model, not a curated record